AUCACAGAGGCUGUGACUUUAGCAAAAGUUUGACAUCUUUGAUCACAGUAGGCUGUAAAUAAAAGCGUUAAUUUUGCAAAAACAUUUGAAGAUUGCCGAAACAUUGCGAUUUAAUCAUAUAAUUAAGUCAGGCUCCACACCAGCAUAUCCACCACCUUCAACGCCGCCACCAAUAAACAGCGCUGCAUACAUUAUUCGGUAAGUUUUCAUGCGACGAAUAAACGUUGCUUCUGCUGCAACUGCCUACAUUAAUCAUGUUCCUGGUGCUUCCCGAUUUGCACAUUUCAAAAGAAAAGCUGUUUUUGCAAUUAAUAAACCUUAUGGCGUACAGAAACAGCUUCCUCUAAAAACCUGCGAAGCGUGAAGUACCUGGAACAGGCUUAUUUAGUGCGUUCCAGAACGUCUACGAUUUGCAGGUUUUGCAGGAUUUAGUCCAAAGUCGUUCCCGUACGCCACGUUCACAUAAGGCUUAUUAAAGGCAAAAACAGCUGUUCCGGAAAACCUGCAAAUCCUGCAAAUCGUGAAGUACGGGAACAGGCUAAUUAUGUGCAAAUGUAAACAACAAAAGAAAGUGCAGUGUUUACAUAUGUAAAAAGUGUAGUAGGACUGGUGAAUGCGGUCAUUCUGGAAGCCAUAGUUUACAAAGUGUAGUGCACAGUUCAACAACAGUGAUUGGGUUUGCUACUUCAUAGCAGCAGUGGAAAUGGAAACAUUGCUCUGCUAUUGCUACUUCUCUACUUGAAUAGAUAAGAAGCACGGCCAGAAUCGGAAAACACACGAGGACCUUCCUUGUUUUACUUGGUUCUAUGUUUCGUUGAGGCACAGAUCAGGUAGGAGAACUAAAAUAUGAACGAAGUGAUAUUUGUAGUCAGAGUAAUAGCACAUACAACAAUAUUAUGAUAGCCUCAACGAAACAUAGCACUAAUUAAAACAAGAAAGGCCUUCUUGUGUUUCCCGAUUCUGACACUGCUUCUCAUCUAUUCAAGUAGAGAAGUUGCAAUAGCAGAUCCACGUUUCCGUGCCACUGCUGCUAUGAAGUAGUGAACUCAACCACUGGUAGUUGUCAUAAUUCGCAGUAGUAACAGUUUAACAUGAAGGUAGAAUUUUUAUUUUUGGAUUCCUGAUACGAAUAAGUUUAUUUUAGUUCCGAUUCUGCAUAAUCUUUUUUUUUCCUUCUCUUGAAGCAAUGGAUUUGUCACCACUGUUCCUGGGAGAUACCGAAGCGCUCUCUCCACCACGCACGAGCAACACAGAUGUAGCCCUACAUAGAAAGCGCUUUCAUGUGGCACUGCCUUACGAGGAGCGCUUUGUCUCCCAGCCAACAGUAACCACCAACACGGGUGUAGCCACUACAACAACAACAAGCAACACAGGUCAACAAUUUACCUUGUCUCACCUGCUGGAGAGGCAAAAAGAAAUGUUUGAUGGCGUCAUGGCCGCCAUUGGAAGGGUUGAGUCAAAGGUGGACGGAAUAGCAAAUGCUCUGGCCGAAAAGAUGCCCGAACGCGCGGAAGUUCAAGCUCAAGGGCAGCUACUGCGAGAGUGCAAAGUGGUGACCUCGAAAGUUCACCAAAGUAUUUCCCGAAUCACUGGAGAUGCUAUUAGUAAAGAGCAUACUUUGCUUCAAAGUAUGCUUCCACUAUCAUCCCAGGAAAAGUUAAAUACUUUGGAGAAUCUUUUGGGAAACAAACCACACUCCGAUGCGAUGCUGAACAUAAUUUUAAAAUUGAAGGGUGCUAAGGGUUGUGUGAAACACGUGUUGAGAAGCAUUUUUGCCGACACUCUACUCAUUUCAUACAAUUAUGAGGGCAAAGCCAACAAAGCUCCACUUCUGGGGCUAAAAACAAUAGAAUUAGUUUUCGAUGCGUUUGUGAGUAUGCCCAAAAUUGACCUCAUUGCGGAAAUCAGAAAGCACGUGUUCCUAAGCCACAAUAGGUACAAACAAAUUGUAAUAAAAAAAAAAAUUAAACAUAAUAACAAAUCUAACAAUAAUUAAUUUAAUUACCUUAUUAUUAAUCUCUAAAAAAAAGUAACAUAAAAAUUUAAUAACUUUCCAAUCUAAAUUUCAAAAACGUUAUUUAAAUACGGCUAUUCGGGAUUUUUUGUAUAUCGACUGCGGAGUGGAAGAUCGACCUCGGCAGCCAGUUCGAAAAUGCCCUAUCUCAAAAAACUUUUCAAGAACGCCCUAUUUCA
Messenger RNA from Rhagoletis pomonella (apple maggot), 2193 nucleotides. RefSeq lists its product as uncharacterized. Bases 1187 to 1996 code for a protein of 269 amino acids. The transcript is spliced from 8 exons. The record is from RefSeq and is a predicted model, not a curated record. NCBI's taxonomy places the organism in Eukaryota, Metazoa, Arthropoda, Insecta, Diptera, Tephritidae.